UUCAGCACAACCUUCCUCUGAGGUACGACCACUGCAAGCAAAAUGGCAGCUUCGCAGGAGAGAGUGGUGCUUGGCAGGGAGCAUGAGACCGAUAUCCCUAUCCUCUUCUUUCACCAUUGUCCUCUCCUCUUCCAAUAGUAUCGGGAUGCGAAUGCGGUGCUCGACAAAUGAAGCCGAAGUUGAAGACGAAGACGAAGACGAAGACGAAGACGAAGACGAAGACGAAGACGAAGAUGAAGACGAAGACAAUGGCGGAAACUGAUCAGACAUCGCGCUACAACUUCGGCAGAUCCCCAUGCCCGGUUCUGGUCCCGUCCGCCGUGCUCGGAGUGUCGGCAGCCCGGCGAGUAUCGGCAGGUGAGGGUCACGCAAUGAACCCAUCCCAGGACAGAGCGACGAGAACCCAGCUGGUCUUCGUUGGACUCCGAGACUUGCGACGGCCGACAACGAUAGAUGAGAACAGGAUAUCAAUGGCGGCAGCAGCCCGCUCUAGCCGAUCAUCGAUGUCGGACCUGCAGGUAGAUGACAACAGGAGAUUGAUGGCGGCAGCAGCUGCUGCUGCCGCGACAGCAGCUGCAGCAGCAGCAUCAGCAGCGGCGUCUGCAGCAGCAACGGCAGCAGAAGAAUCAGCACAAGAAGCAGGUGAAGGGGGAGGAGGAGGAGGAAGAGGAGGUGGCGGAGGAGAAGGAAUAAGAGAAAUUAUAGGAGGAGGAGAAAGAAGAAGACGAAGAGGAAGAGGAGAAGGAGAUGUGUUGGACGGUUCCAGCUCACGAUCUUUCGCUGCUAGACCGCUUGAGGAAGACAGUUGUAGCGAUUAUUUGUCGGAUCAUUCAACGAGUUCGAAUCGGCAAUCUCUGCUGCUUUCCGCUUCCAAGCCAGUGGCAAGUGGUUGCUUUUGGUCUAUCCUUAACCCACAUAGCAGAUUCGUGCGCAACUGGAACAAGUUUUUUGUCGUCACGUGCUUGACGGGGGUCUUCAUCGAUCCGUUGAUCUUCUUCAUCUUCGGUGUGAAUGGCGAGAUGGGGUGUAUGUUCAUCCGUUGGAGAUACGCGUUGGUACUCACGAUCCUACGGUCCAUAUCAGAUCUGGUACACCUCCUUCACAUCACCCUUCAAUUCCGGAUUGCCUAUGCGGCGAGGCGGCGGGAGGGGACCAGCCGCCCUGUUCUCAUUACAAGUCGGAAGAAGAUCGCCUACCAUUACGUCAAGGGUGGCCUUAUUCUCGAUAUCAUCGCUGUGCUUCCUCUGUUUCAGCCGAGGCUGCCCGCCUACAGGCUGAAGCGGCGGCAGCAGCUGAAAAGCAGCGGCUUCAGGCCGAAGCAGACACAGAUACCCAGGCACGCCUCAAGGAAUCCCAAGAUCUGCUACAGCGAAGCCGCCAGCAUCAAAAAGCUCAAGUUCAGGGAUUUUGAACCAUCCGAGCACCACGAAGAAGCGACACCGGAAGAGCAGCACAAGGAGUUUCUUGCCAAACUCGUGACCCGACUGGUUUACACUUGUAACCACCUACAGUCCGAGCUGGCGAAUCUCCGACAGGCGGUGCGGAACCACAAGUAUCUGCAUGAGGAUGCUACAUGGGCACUUGAUUCCCGUGUACAGGACUUGGAGCAAGUUGCACCAAGACCGGAUGCUGGCGAGUCCAGCAGUGCACCCUCUACCCGCCAAUUGGAGGAACGAGUUGACCAUGUAGUCGCAAUGCUCGGCGACAUCAGCACCUUCGCUGCACCAACCACCAUCAUCAAGCAGGUGGACACCUUGAAGACUGAGGUUCAGCAACUGCACCAGCUGCCCAACAAGGAUGGCAACGCCAGUGCGCAACACUACAAGAUGCCGACAUUCCGCAUCGAAAAGUUCGAUGAUUAUAUGCAUCAAGACCCAGUCCCCUGGUGGAAGGGCUUUACGACGGAACUUCGGAUUCUUUUCGUCCCCGAGCACUCGUACAUGGGCGCGCGGAUGCCAGAUCUGGCUCAGCCACCUUGCAACCAUCCACUGCGCUACUAUCAACGCUUCAUCACCGGGUACUCAAGGAUUGCCACACCUAUGACGAGAUUACAAUUGCCAAAGGUGCCAUUCGUAUUCGAUGACGACGCACGCCGAUCAUUUCAAGCACUCAAGACGGCCAUGCUCAAGGCACCCGUCCUUAGCAUCUAUGACCCCACCUUGCCAACGAGAGUGACAACUGACGCUUUCGACUAUGGCAUUGGGGCAGUCUUGGAACAACACGACGGCGACAACUGGCACCCCGUGGAGUAUUUCAGCCACAAAGUGCCUCCCAUCAAUUCACUUGAUGAUGCAAGGAAGAAGGAGCAACUCGCGUUCGUGAUGGCUCUCAAGCGAUGGCGACACUUCCUCCUUGGGCGUCAUAGGUUCACAUGGGUCACGGACAACAACCCGUUGACCUACUACAAGACGCAGGACACGGUUGUAGGUGCUAUCUGGUACAUGCUGUCAAUAGAGCGCUUAGAUGGUUGCAUGGAGCACAUCUGUGCCCAUGAGGUUGCUUGUGUCAAUGUGUAUCUUGAUUGCCCAAAUGUUGAAGGCCUGGUUGCCAGUAUCACAGAGUACACCCCCAAGAAGCUCGCUGAUCGUGCAAGGUGGUUCAACUCCUCUGUCAUAGUGCAUCAGUGUUUUCAUCAUCGUGCCGGCUUGCUGAUGUUUGCCUUGCUGGUUGGAAACAUGCAGGGCUUUCUGCACUCCUUGAAUAAACGCAAGGACGAGAUGCGGCUGAGAAGGAAAGACAUGGAGAGCUGGAUGCACCACAUGGGUCUUCCAAACGACAUAACAAAGCGUGUGCGUGACUACCAUCGUCACAAGUGGGCGGCCACUAGAGGAGUACCGGAGGAAGAGAUUUUAGAAGAUCUACCAGAAGACCUUCGUUUCGACAUCAGAAGUCAUUUGUGCAUCCCUCUCAUUCGGACGGUCCCAUUGUUUGCCCAGAUGGGUGAACCCCUCCAGAAGGACAUAUGCAGACGGCUAAAGCUGCAGCUGUUCAUGAAGAAAUCCCCUGUGGUACUGCAAGGUGACCCAAUGAACGCCAUGUACUUCCUUCUGAGAGGAUCUGUUGAGGAGAGGACAACCUAUGGCUCCCAACAAUCUUCUGUCGUUGUUGGGCACUUCAAGGAAGGGGAGGUUAUUGGUCUGGAACUUCUGGAUUACUUAUUCAGCAGGAGCCAACUAGGUGAACUUGGCAAUGAUGGUGGCCUAAGCAGAGCAGAGCAGAGCCAACGAGAACAAGAAAGAGGAGGACAAAGAGGAGGAGGAGGAGGACAAAGAAGGGAGGUUCGUGGUGAUAAUGCAAUACCUGUGACGCUGAGAUUCGAGAGCAGGAACAUCAUAACGCAUGGCACUUCAGGAGACGAUGGUCAAGCAGUUGAAAGUGGGCAGUUCCUUUCCCCAUAUACUCUUAUGUCUCUUGAGUUCGUGGAAGCUUUCCGAUUGUCUGCAGAAGACAUAAAGGAUAUCAUUCAAAGUUUCCAAAACGAGGCAUCCCGACUGCAACGAUCCCAACGACAUCAGCAGCGUGCAGCCUUGCGGAGGAGGUCCAUGGCAUGGCAAGUAUGGGCCGCCAUGACCAUUCAAAGAGCCUGGAGAUCGCAUCUCAGAAGACGAAGCUCACAGCUUCUACGCCUACAACGCACCAGUUCGAACACACCCCAGCAGCAGUUACAUCACCGCGUGCAUACCACUGGUCGGCGAUUCAGAAACGAUUAAAUUGCAGUUGAUCUUGUACCCAACUUUCAGCAUUGUGUCUUUCAGAGAGAAACCCCUUUAUUAUUGCCGUGUACACGAGAGUUUGAAUGUUGAAUUCAUGACUGCACCUGAUUAUCAUUCACCAUUGUGUCUUCAGAACGAGGAUCUCCAUCAACUGAUGAGCCCUGGCCCCAAUUUCUUAUCAUGUCCAUCCCAUACCAGUGCCUCGUCGGAUAUGUGUGGGCUCUGGGUUGCAGGGCGUUGUGAUAAAAAAUUGGGAUAUUGCAGCCGUUAUCUGUAAAUGGCAGUUGGUUCUUCAGCGUGAGGAAAAGUCCGAGCAUCCUGAGUGGACGGGCUUCAAAAGUUGUGGAGAUGUCGGCUGGAGAGAAUGCUUUCUGGUAGGGGAUUGACAUCAAAGCUGCCUUCCAUUGUUUUGGGGUUGACAUGUGUGCUGCCUCCCGAGCAAUAGGAUGAGUGGGCGGUUCGGUGGGGAUUGAAUCUCUGCUUUUGAUUGACGGUGGUGGCCGGAUGGAGAACUUGUAGUGUUCCUUGGGCUUGUGCAAUGAAGAGCGAAUGAAGGACAGGUGAAAAG
Chara braunii is the source of this 4281-nucleotide messenger RNA. Lineage: Eukaryota; Viridiplantae; Streptophyta; Charophyceae; Charales; Characeae. The record is from the annotation of a GenBank genome assembly.